Molecule: messenger RNA, 2055 nt
Organism: Pseudocercospora fijiensis CIRAD86
Lineage: Eukaryota; Fungi; Ascomycota; Dothideomycetes; Mycosphaerellales; Mycosphaerellaceae
Exons: 8
Coding region: 1-2055 (684 amino acids)
Biological process (GO): L-valine biosynthetic process
Cellular component (GO): mitochondrion; acetolactate synthase complex
Molecular function (GO): magnesium ion binding; flavin adenine dinucleotide binding; thiamine pyrophosphate binding
Source: RefSeq, a predicted model, not a curated record
AUGGCCAGGAGUCUUCUAUCUACUUGCAUCCUACCAGAAAUUCGUGCCCUGAGAAAGCCACCUGGUCUCCUUCGCAAUGUCACCUUCACCCGUGCUUUGGCGUCCAGUACCGUCCCACGAAGGACCAUUGCUACGCAGGUCGUCGAUACUCCUGCAAGCUUUCCACCUCCAGGUCUUCCGUUGAAAUUUCCUACUGCGCAACCUGUGAAGAUCAAUAGUACACAUGGCGAUCGAAAGGAGAGCCCAUUGGAGGUGGACAGCAAGUAUAUUGGCUUGACUGGAGGCCAAAUCUUCCAUGCCAUGAUGGUGAAGCAUGGCGUUGAGAAAAUCUUUGGCUAUCCGGGAGGUGCGAUUUUGCCCGUAUUCGACGCUCUCUACGACUCUCCCGCUGUAGAGGUCAUUUUGCCAAAGCACGAGCAGGGUGGAGGUCACAUGGCCGAGGGCUACGCACGAGCAACUGGCCGACCUGGCGUUGUCUUGGUAACCUCUGGGCCAGGAGCCACGAAUCUCAUCACACCUCUUCAAGAUGCACUCAUGGACGGCACGCCAAUGGUCGCAUUCUGUGGUCAAGUACCUACCACAGACCUCGGAAAGGACUCAUUUCAGGAAGCAGACGUCAUCGGGAUAACAAAAGCCUGCACGAAAUGGUGUGUGCAGCCUCAGACAGUAGCUGAGCUACCCGGAUGCAUUGACGAAGCCUUUCGUAUUGCAACAACCGGUCGACCGGGACCUGUACUUGUCGAUUUGCCAAAGGAUGUGACGGCAUCGACUCUCACAUCACCUCCAACGCCACUUGUACCACUACUCACGGAAGACCUUCAGCUAGAUCCAAACGAGCUGUCCGCUCGACUGGCCCGUGCUGCCGCUCUGGUCAAUCAAGCUCAGAAGCCGGUCAUAUACGCUGGCCAGGGCAUUUUGUCACAUCCUGACGGCCCUGUUAUGCUUCGUCGCCUCUCUGAACUAGCACAGAUUCCAGUCACAACGACACUACUUGGUCUAGGCGCUUUCGAUGAAGAGAAUCCCAAAGCACUCCAUAUGCUGGGCAUGCACGGGUCAUGCUACGCCAAUCUGGCAAUGCAAGAAGCAGAUGUGAUUCUAGCUCUCGGUGCACGCUUCGAUGAUCGUGUUACACGCAAAGUGUCUGGCUUUGCACCCAAAUCACGCCAAGCUGCUGCCGAGGGACGAGGAGGCAUUAUCCACUUCGAAAUCUGGCCGCACAACAUGAACAAGGUCAUUGACGCUACAGAGAUAAUACAAGGAGAUGUAGUCCAAAAUCUAGCUUGCUUCGUGGAACAAGUGCAUCAGGUAUCCUCAGAAGCCCGGAAGCCGUGGUUGAAGCAGAUUGAAGACUGGAAGCGUCAGUAUCCUUGGGCAUAUGAAAAAGAAGGCGAUAACGGAGUCGUAAAGCCCCAGACUGUGAUCGCCGUGCUUGACGAAUUGACACAGGAUGUCAAAGACAAAACCGUCAUCGCUACGGGCGUUGGCGCACAUCAAAUGUUUGCAGCAACCCACUAUCGUUGGCGAUAUCCUCGCUCAAUGAUCACUUCCGGAGGCCUGGGCACGAUGGGUUUCGGACUACCUGCUGCGAUUGGUGCCAAGAUUGCCCGACCUGGCGCUCUAGUAAUUGACAUUGACGGAGACUCGAGUUUCGGAAUGACGAUGACGGAACUCACGACGGCAGAAUGCUAUGGCAUUGGCGUGAAGGUUCUGAUACUCAAUAACGAGGAACAAGGCAUGGUCACGCAUUCGCAGCAAAUGUUCUUCAAUGAUCGCUACGCCUGCACGCAUGGUGCCAAUGCCGACUUUGUGAAAUUCGGGGAUGCCGUUAAAGUUGCAGCUGACAGGGUCGAGCAUAUCAGUAAGCUUCGGCGAAAGAUGCACUGGCUGCUUUUCGAGACUGGUGAUGAACCAGCAUUGCUGGAAGUAAAGGUCGAUCAGAAGGUUCCAAUUCUGCCUAUUGUCAUGCCAGGAACUGCUUUGCAUGAAUUCGUGCCCUUUGAUGAAGGUAAGGUCCAAGCAAGGCGAAUAUUGACUAGAGAGCGAUCGGGAAGGUAG